This is a messenger RNA of Penaeus chinensis, 4216 nucleotides long. RefSeq lists its product as uncharacterized. Bases 1 to 2259 code for a protein of 752 amino acids. The transcript has 5 exons. NCBI's taxonomy places the organism in Eukaryota, Metazoa, Arthropoda, Malacostraca, Decapoda, Penaeidae. The record is from RefSeq and is a predicted model, not a curated record.
AUGGUUGCAUCAGUUGAGAACGCGGACACCACUCUGUACUUUUUAACAGAAGAGAUCAUAUUUGGCAAGUCAAAGGAAGUAGGUGUGAAACCGAGGCCGGGGAAACCUAAUCCAAGGCACCCUCAGAGGAGACGAAGUUGGUUCUACCACUUGGCCCUGGCGAUGUCUGAAGUCUCAAGAGGGCGAAAGACGAUGUGGUCGGCAAAUCAUCCCAGAAAUCACCUAUGGCCAUACUUGACAGGCGUGAAGAACAGAAAAGGAUGGUCAUGGAGUGCUCCUAAUCCGAACCUGUACCUUCCCUUGCAACUGCUGCUUAGGGAUUCGUCAUUGGAGGAAGAGGAUACGAUACCUCCAAAGGCAGAGGGUAAUGCCAAUUACCCUGUACUCCAAAGGACACGAGGUAGUGAUAGUUUCUCUGUACCCCCAAGGUCAGAGGGUUGUACCAGUUUCCCUUUACCCCCAAGAAUGCAGGGUAGUGACAUAUACCCUGUACUCCCCAAAACACAGGGUAGUGUCAGUUACCCUAUACCUCUAAGGAUGCAGGGUAGUGCCAGUUAUCCUGUACCACCAAGGAUGCAGGGUACUGAUAGUUACCCUGUACCCCCAAGGACGCAGGACAGUGCCAGUUUCCCUUUACCCCUAAGGAUGCAGGGUGGUUCCAGUUUCCCUGUACCCCCAAGGAUACAGGGCAGUGCCAGUUUCCCUGUACCCCCAAGGAUACAGGGCAGUGCCAGUUUCCCUGUACCCCCAAGGAUACAGGGCAGUGCCAGUUUCCCUGUACCCCCAAGGAUGCAGGGCAGUGCCAGUUUCCCUGUACCCCCUAGGACACAGGGCAAUGCCAAUUUCCAUGUACCCCCAAGAAUGCAGGGCAGUGUCAGUUUCCCUGUACUCCCAAGGACGCAGGAUAGUGCCAGUUUCCCUGUAACCCCAAGGAUACAAGAUAAUGCUUGUUAUCCUGUACCCCCAAGCAUGCAAGAUAGUCUCUCUUUCCCUGCAUCCCCAAGGACACAGGAUAGUGUCAGUUACCCUGUAUCCCCUAGGAUACAGGGUAGCAUCAGUUACCCUAUACCUUCAGGGCCCCAGGGUAGUGUCAGUUAUCCUGCACCACCAAGACCACAAGAUAAUAUCAGCUACCCAGUACCUCCAAGGCCCAUGGAUAGUGCCAGCUACCCUGAACCUUCAAAGCCUCCAGAUGGUGUCAGUUACCCUUUACCACAAAGACCACAAGAUAGUAUCAGUUACACUGUACCUCCAAGGCCUCUGGAUAAUGUUAGUUACCCAGUACCUCCAAGAACAGAGAGUAAUAACAGUUAUCCUGUCAGUUCGCCAUACACAAUGCCUGAAAUGUUAGGUUAUGGUCACUGUUCUGGAUAUCGAUCCAGAGGACGCAAUGUACAUAAUUUGGUACCCAUUAAGAAAGAAGAGCCUAUCCUUAACGAAGAUACAGCAGUUUUCAAGAAUGACUCACAAUACUGUAAACAAACUAGUGAUGUAAAAUCUCCCCUCAUACAGUAUUGUGAGCCAGCUACCGAUGAAAAAUCUAUAAUCAAAACGGAAAACUUUCUCCAAGAAGACAUCUCAGUUAAGAAUGUAAAAAUGGAAACUGCUGAAGAUACCGCUAGCGAUGAUAUGCAUGACUGUAGUUUUUCAGACCAGGCGAAUGGGAGACCCUUCAUUAAGGAGGAGUUUGCUGAUAGAGGGGAAUUUGUACUUGAAGAUUCCUUCUUGAAGACCUCUAUUGGUGAAGCUGUCUGUGUCCAGAAUGUACAGCUCGAAGAAGACCUGAAACCCAAAGAUGAUGUUAGGAGACAAGAGGAGGAAACUAAAGUACAAACAGGUGUGCUUGAUCAGCUAUCAGAUGAAAAUCUUAAUCAGACUAAGCAUACAGGAGGUAAAGAUGGAGCAGUCAUACGACGCGAGUCAAAGAAGUGCAGAAUACAGCGGUUAUUUGGCAAGACUGAUUCUCCCCCUAGGCGUUCAAAAGUAUUUAGGACGAGGACCAAAAUCAUUAAGUGUAAAAGUUGUCGUCUAGGUCGCAAUGAUGUGAAAGACUUACUGAAGCCACGCCCUCUCAACCAAGAGAUAGCAACAUGUUCCUAUGUGAUGUUAGAUGAGCUGGUCGACGAGUGUCCUCUUGGCCAUCUCCUUGAUCCUAGUAUUGCUUCAAUCAAUUUGAAGUCUGGGCUUGUGACUGUUUACUGCUCCAAAUGUGAUGUUACCGUUUAUAUGAAAAAUUCCAUUAUACCAAAAGUAAAAUGAAUCAAUCAUAGGAAUGUGCAUGUUUUUAGAUUUUAUGGGACGUAAGGAUUUGCAUUUACAAGUUCUGCUUGUCUCUAUGUAAUGCCCGUCAUAUACCUUUGUACAAAAAACAAUCUUCAUAGAAAUAUAUGAAAAAAUGUAUAUAUGUAAAUAUUGUGUUGUAUUUAAAACACUUAAUCUUGAUUUUUUUUUUUUUUUACAUUUAAAUUACACAUUAUAUAACUUCAAAAACACAGUGCUACAGAAAGCUUUGGAAGUUUGGUAGAGUUAAUAGCUCAAGGAGCAUAAAGCAAGACCGAAUUACCAAGGUUGUAGUCAUUACGUCCCAUCGAUGAACCGAAACAUGGCUAAACCUUCUUAUGAUCUGCAUGAAACUGUAUCAGCGUAUGGAACAAUUAUGAUGUAGACAAAACAAUUUUAAAGAAAUAAAAAAGAGAAAUUGGGGAGAUAGAAAAUGAACUGUAGAUGACCUUUGUAGUACACAAAAAAAAAAUGCACAGUCGCCAUAGAGAACCGCAACUGCGUAAAAGCAUUGGUAGGCUGACCAGAUCAGGGGGGUUGGUAGGAAAGUGAAUACAGGAGGUAACAAGUAAGCGGGUUAGAGGAUAAAGGAAUGGGGUCAGUAUACGUGAAUAGGUGGAUUGGAUUGUGAGUUGGCAAUUAUUGUAUACAAGGCUUUGUUUAGAAGAUUUUACAAAUCUACUGUAAAUUGUUAAAAUACAUAUUUAUGUGUACGUAUGAUUGAAAUUCACUAUGUAAAACAGUUGACAGGUAAGUAUGCUGAGCAAAACUAGGAUAAUGCUUUUUCCAUGUAUAUCCAUGUACCAUAUUUUGUACCUCAAAACCUAUGGCAUUUUAUCACCUCAUCACCAUGAAUACUGUAUUGAAAUUAUAAUGGUUAUCAACUCUGUCAUCCUGCAGAAAAUGAUGCACAAGCUAAGAAAGAAAAUGCAAAUUUUCCUCUAUUCAUCUACAGAGGGAGACUUGGAAGGAUGAGUGCUGCAACAAUAAAUGUGCAGUUAAUGAUAAAAAAAAAAAAAAAAUCCCAAAGAUAGUAGUAAUAAUGGGGUAGUGGUAGAAGUCAAUAAAGGCUUGAACUUUAAGCAUACCUGUACAAAUAUAUAUAAAAUCUUAUACAGCUGAGAAUCGCCCGCCAGACUAGGGGCACCUUCAGCUCGCAAACAACCAAUAUGCUCAUUCAUAUAGUACAAAGGCAUGUAGAACUGCAGAAAGCUAAGUAACGACAAACUAUAAUCUUCACUAGUUUAUAUGAUAAAGCAGUGUCCAUGAAAAACAAGAUUGUAUGUUGGUGGAUUUUCUGCGUAUGUGUAGGGGUUAAACAGUUGGAGCUUGAGCCAGUUUACAAGACGGUGUAACAUUGCUGCUAGUCAUGCGAAGAUAAUAUAAACCCUAUGGGGAGACAUUGUUGUCAAUUACCUUAUAUUUUGCCCCCAAUCCCUUGCUCGUUGUCGUGGGGGGGGGGGGAGGCUAAGGGGAUGGGGAUCAAGGCUCAAUGUAGGGGAAUACCCCUACCUUGAUCCUCAGCCCUCGCCUCAGCUAAAUAUGCAUGGUCUUUGCUUGUCCUUCCUUUUUCUUUUUUCACCCCCGCUUGUUCUGUCCACUUCUCCAAACUCCCUUGUGCCCUUUUCGCCAUAAUACUUCAUCAAAGUGCUCCCUACUCCCUUAACUCCUUCCCGUUCCAACAACCUUGUACUCUACCCCAUCAGCAACACCCCUCUACCAUUUUUGCUACCCUCUAAUACUGUUCAAUCUGUUCAUUUUAAUUUAAUCAUUAACUCAUUCCUAACCCUUUCGCUGUUAUACUUUACCAUAGUACUAUAUGGCCAUUGAUGUCAUAUAGCACUUCCUUACCUGGGGCUUUGCCCCCAAGGCUCAUGCUAUCGCUAUAUUUUGAAUACCCCCCUAAUGACCUUAGAUGUUAAUGCGGCAGGAAAUG